Messenger RNA from Anopheles merus, 5091 nucleotides. RefSeq names its product influenza virus NS1A-binding protein-like. Gene Ontology annotation, molecular function: protein binding. The transcript is spliced from 8 exons. Bases 1187 to 3640 code for a protein of 817 amino acids. The record is from RefSeq and is a predicted model, not a curated record. Lineage: Eukaryota; Metazoa; Arthropoda; Insecta; Diptera; Culicidae.
CAGUGCAAGGUGGCCUCCACAACGAUCGAAACCUGAACCAGAAGAGUGUUGUUGUCAGUCGAUUGGUAGUAGUCGGCGGGACAGCACUUGUCUCUCACGUUGGUUUGGUCUGUGCGAGACUAGUAGGUCCUCUAAGCCAAGCUGCCCAGUUCUUCGCCUUCGUUGGCAUUGGAGGUCUUUAGGGAGAUUUGCAAAGAGCACCACCACCUGGCUCCGGCCUGGUGUAUGUCCGAGCGGCUAGAAGCCGUAGUAACGAUACCGGGCGAUGGACAGUUAUCUUUGGUUCGAAACUUCCGGAAGCUUCUUGCAGAGCUCCCAAAGGUAUAUUUUGAGUGUGCUGCCGUUGUGUGUGAUGUGUCUGCGCCAGUGAAUCAUUUUCCAUUGCGAAACUGUGUCAAAAAUAGGUGAGCCUGAAGGCAAUGUAGACAGACUUACACACGAAAGCGAUCGAAAAGUGUACAAAAAAAGACAAAAUUCGUACUACUUGUAGUUCGUUCGUACUCGUACCAUAAAUUCGUACGUCACUGGUUUCACCAGCUUUCCGGUGCACAUGAACGAAGCAGACCGGUGUUUAAAAAGAUGUACCAUUCGGUUCGAAUCUGCUAAAACGGCCAUGCUGCUUGGCGGUAGUCUACGUCGUCGGUGAUCCUGAAAGUGGAACGUAGUGCUGAAAUUCGGCACACGGCCAUCAGCAGGAGCGGUGAUGGAUGUUCGUUCUUUGCCUGCGAAAAAGUUGUAGCGGCAGUCUCCGGCUGCCAUGAAUAUGCUAGCUCCAAUUUCACGGUGAGCUUCCGUUUGGCCGAUUGCCGAGCAAACCGGGGUAACCCAACGUGGAUCCGUAUUGGCUGGACACGGGGGGCGUAAAGUGGAUGCUGCAUCGCGCCUUGUAAAUAUGUGCUUUAAAAUAAAAAAGGCCGUGCCUUAUCUGUGAUCUGUGAUAGUGCAAAACGGGGACUGGAAAAGAUUGCCCUGGGUAAACCAUCGAACCGUUUGGUACCUAGUGAGUGAGUGUAUGUGUGAUAUUAGUGUUUACUUCCGUCCUUGUCUUCACGCGGGGACCAUCACGACUAUCCCGAAUCCGGUAAAACCGGCUGACGUUUGCAGAGCGUGACCUGACGAACACAGCAAUUAAAAAUAAGUUCCUCAACAUUUGUCUCGUCGAUACGAUAUUGCGGUGCUAACGAAAAUGACGAGAAAAAAUAUUAUUAAGUUUUCAUACGACAGUGAUGAUGCCAUGGAGAGCUGCGGCUAUCUGAAGUUCACGGAUGACAACAUGAAGUCAAGCUUCUUGCAGAGUCUCAGUACGAUGCGGAAAAAUCGGCUCUUCUGCGACGUGGUAUUACUGGUAGAAAAUACGGAAAUCCAUGCGCAUCGGAAUGUGCUUGCUUGUGUUUCGCCACAGCUGAUGGAACUGUUCAGCACGGAUGCGGGCACACUGAACGGUGGGCCAACCGCAGCCAGUGACGCUAAGCUGCCCUGCUAUCGGCUGAACGGGCAGAUCACGAAGCACGGCCUGAUGUAUCUGGUCGAGUAUGCCUACACCGGAUCAUUGGAAGUGCCUGAUGAGAUGAUCCGCGAUGUCUAUCUCGCUGCCUGGCAGCUGAAGAUCGAUAGUGUGGUGAAGGAGUGCGCCCGCCAUCUUGUGAGCGAGCUGGAGCCGGACAUUUGCAUCGAGACGCGUUCGCUGCCCGGUAUCGAGCGGAACCGACGCUUCGUGCAGGAGGUGGACGCGUACAUCGCGAAAAACUUCCAUCUCGUCUCGGAGACGGCCGGGUUUCUGCAGCUGCCAUGCGUGCUGAUCGAGGUGCUGUAUCAAACGCGCCAAGAGAUGUCGCUGGUGGCGGAAUGCUCUUUGGGCCGGCUCGUUAUCGACUGGAUUCGGCGACAGAUGAUGAACGAGGAUGUAUCGGUUUCCUCGCUGCUAGAACGCUCGCACAUGCUCUACUUGGCACUAGAUAAUUCACUGCAAGACUGUGCAGAUCUGCCACCGGGACAAGAAUCGGAGAGCGAUUUGGUGCAGGACUACAAGCGGCUAGUGCUGAAAUGCCCGAGCAAUAAGAAGCAUCGCAAAGCGUUGAAAACACCUGGCAGGCCACGCAUGAUACUGUACAGCCGUGACAUCGGUGACCGUAGUGAUGCCGCGGAUGCUGCCGCCACGGAGAUGGAUUGGAGUUUGGUUGGCUGCAGCAAGCUUUCCGACCAUUCGUAUGUUGCGCUCGUUACGCUGAACGGCAACUUGGCGCGUUUAUCCAUUCAGCUGCGCCUGAACAUCCCUACGACACCGUCCCCGAUCAACACGCCGGAUGUGAUGAGCACCAGUGUCAGCAGGGAUGAAGAUCUGGACGAAUGCCAGCAGCCGGAACUGUUUUGCGAGGUCGCUACCAUGUCCGGCGCCAAGUGCGGUCUCGGUGUAGCCGAGCUUGAAGGCAAGCUGCUCGUUUGCGGCGGCUACGAUCGGGCCGAGUGUCUCCGAUCGGUAGAAUCCUACUGUCCCGAGACGAACAGCUGGACACAGCAGUCGAAUAUGGGAGAGGCUCGUGGACGCGUCCAGAUAGCGGUUAUCGAGGGAACGGUUUACGCCGUCGGUGGCUGUAAUGGCACGACCGAGCUGGAUUCCGUCGAGUAUCUCUCCAAGGCGGAUCGAAAGUGGAAGAAGAUGUGCAAACUACCUCUCGCUCGAAGCAAUGCAGGCGUGUGUGCGUUGAAUGGCAAGAUCUACUGCAUCGGUGGAUGGAAUGGACAGAGCGGUAUCAAACAGUGUGACGUGCUGAAGCCGGAAGAGAAUCGCUGGUUCUCGAUUGCACCACUCAACACCGGCCGCUAUCAGGCUGGCGUGACGGCAUACGGCGGCAAGCUGUGGGUCGUUGGCGGAAGCGAUGCGUGGAACUGUAUCGGCUCCGUUGAGGUGUACGAUGUGGAAGCAAACCAGUGGACUCUUGGACCAUCGCUCUUGACGCCGAGGCGUGGUUGUGGCCUGGCCGAGUACAACGGCAAGCUAUACGCCGUUGGAGGUAGUGAUGGCUCACAUUCACUGAACACGACCGAGUGUUACGACGAGGAAAGCAAAUGUUGGAUUGCCGGACCGAACCUUACAUCGCCCCGCUCCAACGUUUCGGUUGCGGUGGUUCAGAACCGUCUGUACGCGAUCGGUGGCUUCUCGGGUAAGACGUUCCUCAGCACGGUCGAAUAUCUUGACGCUGCGACGAACGAGUGGACCACAUUCGUGCCACAAACGAGCGCCAACAUUGACUCGCUGCUCGAGAACUCACUACGGGCGGCUCUGCAGAACGUGCGAUCCUCUUCAUCAACCUCGUCGUCGCCGGACCAUUUGAGCGGCAACGGAGGUGCGAACGAGAACACUUUCAAACCGAUCCACACCGCGCUCAAUAACGAGUACAACCGGCAGCAGCAUUCGCCAAAGGCAACGGCUGCCGGAAAGCAGGACAUUCUCUUCGCUUCGGCACAGAACAGUGCCAAAACGGCACUGCUGGAAGACGAGCAGGACGACCAUGACACCGGGGACCUGAGUAAAACUACGAACGCGACCAAGACAGCGCAGGAGAACAGUAUUAGCCUGCUGCAGCAGCUGGCGGCCAACAAGUGUACGGAAAUUGCGACCGCCGGCAAUCAUUCCAGCUAACUGACGCUGGCAACCGCCGGUGGUUUGACUGCGGUUCCGAUUGACACGAGCAUUGCAGCCGCAGCGCACCCAUCCGUUAUCGAAUGCGAUGACGGCGAGGAGGUGGACUAAGCAGGGAAAGCUGUCUGCACCCAUACAUUUCCAGAUUAAUGUUUUGCACACUCGGCAACGGUCCUUUCUUAUUGGCUAUUUUUCUACACGAUAAUGUGGCGACGUUUGUAAAGAAAAUCUUAUUGGAAAUAUCCAACUGGAAAUCUACAACUUGAGGCUGCUAUGAGCCCACGCUAGACGAAAAGGUGACGUAAGAGGCAGAGUAAGUGAUGAGGACUUUUUUUAAAUGGCGACAAAAAGAGCUAACAGGCGAUGAUUGCAAGCUAAAUAUUAAAAUUACUAGCCAGUAAGAGAUUGUCGUUGAAAUUUUGCUCCUCAAUGGCAUACUUUCCAAAUGGCGCAGUCCUGUCAGCGGAAUGGAAAGUCGGACGGACGCCCAGACUAAAUAGCUUGUAAGCAAGGAUAGAUCAAGAAUAAGUACGAUCAAUAAUUGAUUUGCUGCUUGUCGACAGGCACGAACAUUCAUGUCGUCAUGGUUUUCGCGCCUGCUUCGUGUGCUAUAACGUGCUUGUUUUUGGUUUGUUCCGUAAUGUAAACGAUCGUGGAUGAAAUUUUAAGAAUCUGUCCUAACGGUAGUAAUGUAAAGGUGAUUCAAUUUGCCUACCUUGCCUUCGCACCAAUCCCGUUUAAAAGAUGAACCCAAGAUGCGAUGCAAUGUGUCAUGAUUUUGCAAGUUGUGAGCCAUUCGUUUGCCGCUUUACACCCUAAAGAAGAACACUAGCCGGUAGAUUAGUCUUUCGAUGCACGAUGCGAUUAUUUGCCACGAUUGAUUUUUUGCCACAUGCAGCACAUUCUAAAGUCAUCGUAUUAGGGUUAAACACUGAUUGAGCUACAUCGCGAUGAACGCAAUUAACGUGCACUGAACUUGCGUUUUGAACUUUGCACAGCCCCCCAAAUGCGCAUUCCUCUGGUGUAUUGACUAACAUUCAUCGAACCGCAUUACUAUCGAAUGCGACGGGAGACACAAUGCGUCAGCAUAGGGUCAUUCAAACCUAUCGGUAUAACUGCGUGACACAACAUGUAGGCUCAUAAUCAGCACUGGUUAGGGUGAAAGGGAAUAGCGCAGGUCCAUUUUAUAUAACGGAUAGAAGCACAGGAGUUGUAUGAUCACAUCAAUCCAUUACACUAUGACAGAUGCGUAUAGACUGGGUAUUGUUUCAGACAGAAAGUGGCACUAUUGAACAGAAGGCAUGGUCUGUCCACAGUUGAUGGUGUUAAGUUUCACGCAACUCUAUACCUUAAAUAAUGUAGCUACAUAAAAACUGAAAAAAAUCUUUAGAUAUUAUAAGUUCUACUAAAAAAUAUGACUUUUUUCUAAAGCAAUUAUUGAAUGCACGGAA